GUCUGCUUCAAUGACUCGGUUAUUUUGUUAAUUUUUAGACUGUUGGUUUUGAUGCUGGCGUCAUGAUGGAUAAUAACAAAAAGGUCUGCAGCAGCACGUCGGGACUGCAGCAUCAGUCCAGAAGCUGUAAGUCAUAAUCAUCAGAAUGGGCUCCAAGCAAAGAAAUGUAGGGCGGGGCUUCGGUAAUUGAUUGGAUCAUUGGAAGAUGGGCGUUGCCGUUGAGAGCUCCAUGAACCACGUGACCGCAUGGCGGCGAAAUCAAAGCUUGUCGCAACGGUUUCUCAACGGCUCUGACAGAAGCAGAGCGCGAAUCCAGUGGAAGAGUCAGACAAAUGCAAAAUCAGACCAGAUUUUUGUUGUAAAUCUUAAUCGGUUGAUGGAAAAUAGCCUACCUUGUUAUCAGAUCAUGCAGUAAUGGCCAGCCAUGAUCUCUUGUAGUGCUGGACAGGAGGAUGACAGGGAAAGGAAACCAUGGAGAAAUACCUUUCCAAAUAUGUCCCAUUCUUCACUCUGCUGGCUCUUUCAGGACUCUUAUUCCUGCUGUGGAAUAUCACCUCAUUAGAAAGCUGGAACUGUCAGACAGUAUCUACCUUCUAUCAGCUUCAGAAUGGCAUCCAAUCAGUCUUGAAGACCUCUGAAUUUUUACUACCGGUGGAGUUUAACUACUCCUUCUGUGCCCACCUUGGCCAGGAGCCCACUGUAGAUGAAGCCAGGGAGGAGAACUAUCUUCUUAAAUCCAUUGCCUGGCCAGAGCCAUCGGUCCAAGGACUGCCAUUACGUCAAAGUAGCGAUCCUGCACAGAGCUAUUAUACAAUCCAAGACCCUGGAGAUCUGCAGGUGGGUGGGCAGCUUGUGGUGAAGGUACAGAUGCAUAACUUCUUGGAUCAGCCCAAACAAUAUGGAGGAGACUUCCUAGUUGCGCGACUUCACACACCAGAACUGGCAGCAGGUGUGGUUGGCCAGGUACACGACCACAACAAAGGAAACUACACUGUAUUUUUUCCUCUGCUUUGGGCAGGUGUUGCCCAGGUGGAACUGACAAUGAUUCACUCCAGCGAAGCUGUGAUGGUCCUCAGGCGAUUGAGAGAGGAACAGUCGGACCGAGUGUUCUUCAAGAGCCUUUUCCGCUCAGGGUACCUUUCUGAGACCACUUUGUGUAACAUGUGUCUGCCACACAAACAGCAGCCACUUUGCAACUACACAGACCCCCAGACCGGAGAACCCUGGUUCUGUUAUAAGCCCAAGAUGUUAGACUGUGAUACACGGAUUAACCACUCAAAAGGAGGGUAUAAGAAACACCUUCUCACUGUUUUUGAGUCACAGUUCUUCCAAAGUGGAGUAAAUAUAAAAAUUCCAAUACUUUCUGCAGGGGUGGACAAUGUGACGGUUCAGCCUGCUAAAGUACGAACCAAUGGGAUGCACCUUGAAUUCACUCCUUCAGGGUACUACUACCAGGGAUCAUGGAGGCCAUUGAGUGGACUCGUCAUGCGUCAGUUUAAUGCCUCUUCAGUCAUAACACAGUGUCUUCAAGGGAAAAUGGUGUACAUGUAUGGAGACUCCACUGUGCGACAGUGGUACGAGUAUCUCAUUGCCCAUGUUCCAGAGUUUAAGGAAUUCAACUUUCAUAGCCCGAAGAAUGUUGGCCCGUACAUGGCAGUGGACAGCAACCACAACAUACUGUUGAGAUACCGUUGCCACGGGCCACCGAUCCGCUUCACAUCUGUGUCCUCGGCUGAGAUGCACUAUAUCUCAAAUGAGCUGGAUGACUUACGAGGGGGCUCAGACACGGUGGUUGUGAUUAGCAUCUGGGGGCAUUUUAGCACUUUCCCAGUACAAGUGUACAUGCGGCGCCUGCGCCAUAUCCGCAGGGCAGUGAUCCGACUGCUGAACCGAGAACCAACGACUUUGGUGUUGAUCCGCACAGCCAACCUCCAGAAACUGGACCCAGAGUCCAGCUUGUUCAACAGCGACUGGUUCUCCCAACAGCUUGAUGCAGUGCUCCGAGCCAUGUUUAAGCAUCUGAACGUCCAUCUGGUGGAUGCCUGGGAGAUGACACUCGCCCACCAUCACCCUCAUCAGCUACACCCUCCACCUGACAUUAUAUCAAACAUGGUUAAUUUCAUUCUUUCGCACAUCUGCCCAGUGAAGAGAAAGAAAAAGCAGGGCUAAACAUCUCAACCAGUAUUUGUGGGUUAGGAACUGGUGAGACUUAACGUUAAUC
This is a messenger RNA of Carassius carassius (crucian carp), 2221 nucleotides long. RefSeq names its product NXPE family member 3-like. The transcript is spliced from 8 exons. Bases 472 to 2169 code for a protein of 565 amino acids. The record is from RefSeq and is a predicted model, not a curated record. NCBI's taxonomy places the organism in Eukaryota, Metazoa, Chordata, Actinopteri, Cypriniformes, Cyprinidae.